GCUGAUGUUUGUUGCGGCGUGUGGCGCUUUCGCAUCUGUCUUGUACUCGCACGUCUCUCCACUCACUUUCCUAUAGGUAUUCGAAGUUGCUCACUCGCUGCGAGCGAAUGGCGAGCGCAAUGGAGGAAAACGAGUCAGUGCGCGGUAUGUCGUACAGACGAAUGCACACUCCAAGAGAAGACGACGAUUCUGACGAAGUACAACUACUGAGGAAGACGGAAUCGUACAGCAGAGCUGUGAACAGUGCUGGUAGGUCUGAUUCACCAUCAAUGGCGGCUCAGUCUAAAGCUCCGCUGCUGAGCGUGGAAGACCAGCUAAAGAAGGAAGUGUUGGAAUCACAGAGAAUUGACUGGACAGAUCAUGCCGAGGACUGUCGACAUAUCUGGGUGGACACGGAUGCAUCAAAGGCUGUCUGCUACAUCAACGAGUCUGACUUCUGCUCAUCGUCCAAAAGUAGUAGUAAGAGAUACAAGGUUAAGUGUGCCGCAUGUAAGGUGGUGGUGCAUGCAACCUGCAUUCGACAGGCAGUGAAGCUCGGCUAUACAUGUAGACACACGUUCAAGGAUGCCAACACCAAAGGACGAGACGCUACUAAACAUCACUGGGUGAACCAGAGAAGACUGCAGGGCAAGUGCAGACAAUGUGGCAAGGGAUUUUCUACCAAUUUUCUUAGCAAGGAUUUCAUUGGCGUUAGCUGCUCAUGGUGUAAAUGUUCGUAUCACAAUCAAUGCUUCAAUAUGUCUCUGGUAGAAGAACUGUGUACAUUGGGUAUUCACGAGGCACUCAUUGUGCCGCCAGCGUGGAUAGUCAAGCCAGCCAGAAAGAUAUCUCACGUUCCGCCCACAAAGUCGUCUCAAAAAAAGAAAAAGAGGAAACCAUCGUGGAAAAGAGCAAACUCAAAGAGAUCCACAGAUGAGAAGAAAUCUCCUUUUGUUAUCAGACCUAUCACAAUAGCACAUCACACACCAAUUGUUGUGUUUAUCAAUCCUAAAAGUGGCGACAAUCAGGGUAGCAAGCUGAUGCAUAAAUUUCAGUGGUUGCUGAAUCCUCGUCAGGUGUUCGAUCUUUCACUUGGUGGGCCCAUGGAAGGUCUACGACUGUUCAGUAGUCUGCCUGGUGCUCGCAUCAUGGCCUGUGGAGGAGACGGAACCGUUGGUUGGGUGCUCUCAGAGUUGGACAAGCUACGUAUUCGACCUCCACCUCCAGUUGCAGUACUUCCACUGGGAACCGGAAAUGAUUUGUCAAGGAGUUUGAAUUGGGGAGCGGCGUACACCGACGAGCCGAUGGAUAAAAUAUUACAAUCUGUUAGAACGGGACAAGUCGUGAUCUUGGACAGAUGGCAUCUGCAAGUGGUAACGAGUCCCGACAUCAAUACUGACAAUGUAGAGGAACUGCAAGGAGUUGUGAAGCCACCUUUAGAUGUAAUUAAUAAUUACUUCAGUAUUGGUGCCGAUGCACACGUGACACUUGAAUUUCAUGGGGCAAGAGAAGCGAAUCCAGAGAAGUUCACACAACGAUGGAGGAAUAAAAUGUACUAUCUCAGUGCUGGUAGUCAACAACUUCUCCAGCAGAAAUUUAAAGACCUUCAUAGACACAUCAAACUAGUGUGUGAUGGCAGAGACAUGACACCGCGAUUACAAGAACACAGAGUAAUAGCCCUUGUACUAUUGAAUAUCUCAAAAUACGCGUCGGGUACAACUCCGUGGGGAUCACCUCCAGAUGACUCACCUUUCAGACAACAAUCGACUGACGAUAAGAUAUUAGAAGUUUUUGCUUUGACCGCAGGGACGCUCGCUGGACUUUAUGUCGGAGGCCACGGGAUUCGAAUAGCCCAAUGUAGCAAGGUGGAGCUCACCACUCGUCGAUCGCUGCCGAUUCAAAUAGACGGAGAGCCGUGCAGACUUUUGCCGUCACUUAUCACUGUCACAUUACAAAACCAAGUGUAUAUGGUUCGGAGAGUAAAACGUCAGGGACUGACAUCUGCAGGCCCCACAUCAUACACUCCACAACCGGCCAUGGUCAAAGUGGCCGUUCGUAAAAUAACUCUUGAGCAAUACGAAUCGCAUCAUGAUCUCGACGUUGUACGAGAUAUGGCUACGCCACUUGGCAUGCUGUAUGUCAGUGCACAUUGUGACCUAAGCGACAUCAGACUCAGUCUUGACAAGUACUGUCAACCAAGCGACAACGAAUCAAAACGGCUUUUCGAAAAGUGGUGCUUUCUAGAUGUUCAUCUCAGCGGAGACACUGAAAAGUUGUUUCGUGUCGAUAUGGCUGAAGAGAAGUCACUUUCAAUAGCAGAUAUUCAUCAUGAAGGUAUCUACAUACUAGAAUUAGACGACAGUUUCCGAAAGCGAGUACAAACACUCCAGAUGACUAGUGGUGCUAGACGAAGUAGCAGUCCGAAGAUUCAGAGAGUAGCUCAUGGAACGGCUGUUAGUUUCUACAGAAGGAAGAUGCCAUCGAAAGAGGGCAGUGUGGAGGUCUCACGUGCUGAUGAUGUUUUGGACCUAAACGAUAUCCAACUUCCUGACCUAAUGGACACACCUGAGGAAUCUGAUGUGUAUGAAGACGAACCCGAUCCCAAAGUGGAUUUACUCCGGAGACCGACCGAGAUACGGUUACAGUUACCGCCUUCGUUUGGAUUUAGCCAUGAGGAGCAUCCUUUACCAUCCGUCGUCGGUGUUAGCAACAUUUUGGCUAACGGUACGAAAGCUGCAGACAGUCCUCUGUCACCAGAUGAAAAGGAUGUCAUAGAGAUCAGGAAGGCAAAAGCUUUGCUCGAUGCUGCCAAGCGUGGAGACACAGAGCGAAUGCAAGCACUUAACGAAAUGGGCUUAGCAUUGACAGUUCGAGGCAAAGAAGGUCUUUCACCUUUGCAUCAUGCCGCAAGACACAAUCGAAGAGAGACGGUACGAUGGCUAACCCAAAUGCUUCCAAGAGAAGCACUGGAUCUUGUGGAUGACCAUCGGUUACAAACAGCUUUACAUAAGGCAGCAUGGUAUGGUUAUCGUACUGUGUGUAAACAUCUAGUGGAAGCGGGAGCAUCACUACUACGUAAAGAUUAUCAGGGAAAUACGCCCUAUAACCGGAGUCUAGAAGGGACUGAUAGAGAACUACAGGCAUACUUAGCAGCGGCUGAAAAACGUCAAGUAAUAGCCCAAGAUGAUCAAGAAACAGCAGUCUAGUAGUUGAAACAACGACAAUAGUAUUCUGGCACACAACACUUGCUGGUGACACUGUAAACUAGAAUGGACUUGCUUUGUGACCUUUUCAU
This is a messenger RNA of Corticium candelabrum, 3274 nucleotides long. RefSeq names its product diacylglycerol kinase zeta-like. Gene Ontology annotation, biological process: intracellular signal transduction; diacylglycerol metabolic process; lipid phosphorylation. The transcript is spliced from 35 exons. NCBI's taxonomy places the organism in Eukaryota, Metazoa, Porifera, Homoscleromorpha, Homosclerophorida, Plakinidae. Bases 108 to 3185 code for a protein of 1025 amino acids. The record is from RefSeq and is a predicted model, not a curated record. Gene Ontology annotation, molecular function: ATP-dependent diacylglycerol kinase activity; protein binding.